GACGGCCGCCGGUGGCGGAGCGCGGCCGGCCGCGCUCGCGCUCGCGCGGGAGGACCUCCUCCCCUCCUCCUCCCACCAGGGAGGAGUUGACCAGACGGCUCGCGGUCAGUCAGUCAGUCAGUCGGACGUUUGCUAUCCGAUACGCUUGGCGCGCGCGGCGCAACUCGUGGUCGGGAAAUCAGAGUGCCGGUCGCACCGUGUGUCAGUCAGACGCGAACCGGCCUAACGCAUCGCUGUAGAAGUAGAAGAGUGGCGAGAGAGGUGUAUACUCGCGCGAUCGCUCGGGCGCGAGGCGAGGAGAAUAAGAGAGACGUAAGCACGCACGCACGCACGCACGCACGCACGCACGCGGGUGGCGCGAGAGCAGGGGCGCGAAACGAGAAGACGAAGAGGUAGGAAGGAGAAGAAGAGAGGAAGAGAGAGCGUAUUCGCCGUCGCCGCCGACGACGACGACGACGACGACGAAGCAGUCGUUGCUGCUGCUGCUGCUGCUGCCGUCGCCACCUCCACUCUGUUCUCCUCACCGUGUUUCUUCGGUGUACUCUCUCGUAUAACGCAGCUACGUGUGUAGUACUCUACUACCUAACCACCUUAUAAAACGUGCGCCGCAGUAUCGCGCGCUCUCGUGGCCGGCCGGCGGUACGGUGCGGAGAGGUGCGCGAGAGGAGCGCGUUGCGCCGAGUUGCGAGAGAGCGCGACCGGGAGGCUUUCUCGGCAGUUCUUCGCUACGCUUCGCGCGAGAGGAGCGCGAGAACACGUAAUGCCGAACCCGAGGACGAUCGUCGUGGACUCGAGCGCGACGACCACCUAGACACGCGCCACCAGCCGCGACACGCCGAGCACAGAGCAGGAAGAAUCUCUAUCUCGCGUCGCGCGUCGCGCCUCGCGCCUUUAAACUAUUUCCGCGCUACGACCCGCGCUCUCUUUCUCUCUUUUACUCGUAUCUAGUCUACAAGUUUUUCCUCUUUCGUCGUCCGCGCGCCGCGACGGGAGCAAAAGGGGUACGUUACGUGGUGCCGAGAUAGUGCAGAAAGUUUUGUGCAGUGAACGGGUCGUUAAUAGACCAGUGUUGCGGCUUCGACGCUAGGAAGGAGAGAGAGAAGAGGAGGAGGAGGAGGAGGAGGAAGAGACGACGCGCUAUAUGCGUAAGGCAUCAGCACGAGUGCCAGAACGCGUGCGAGAGAAUAACCGGCGAAUAGAGAGGGAGAAAGAGAGAGAGAGAGAGAGAGUGAGAGAACGGAGGGUGACCACCUCGAGAAAGAGAGAGACCGAGAGUCGCCAAGAUGCAUCUCCACGGUGGUCUGAUGCUGCCGAUCCUAUUCAUCGUCGUUUCCUGUCCUUUGACGUUGCGCGCGCGAAAAGUGGCACCCUUGAUAGAGGAUGACUGGGCGAGGAGACCGCAUCGUGCCGCCGAAUGCACCUUCGGCAAGCAGAUUCGCGAGCUGGGCUCGACAUGGUUCGCGGACUUGGGACCGCCCUUCGGAGUCAUGUAUUGCAUCAAAUGCGAGUGCAUACCGGUGCAAAAGAAACGACGGAUCAUCGCGAGAGUUCAAUGCCGCAACAUCAAGAACGAAUGCCCGAAACUCACGUGUGACGAACCAGUUCUGCUCCCGGGUCGAUGCUGCAAAUCCUGUCCCGGUGACUUCAACGCAGACAUAGUGCAGGAUCUGCCGGCGCAAUUGACUUUGGAGGAAGAGGAGCGAAGCCUGAAACAUUUUGGCACUCUGUUAACGGGCAAAACGACGCAGCUUCUGCGUCGCGACGAACCGAGUCCGACGUCGGUUUACAACAGCGCUUACAACUACCUGGCGACCGGUCGCUUCACGUUUCAUCGCAAGAACAUCUACUACUCGUUCUAUCUGUCCGCGUCGACGCCGCGACCGCGCAGCAUACAGUUCGUCGACGGGUCCGGCAGUAUCCUCGAGGAGCAGGUGAUCGAUCCGGUCGGUGGGGCUUAUCAGAACGCCACCGGCAAGCUCUGCGGCGUGUGGAGACGCGUGCCGCGCGACUAUCGCAAGUUGCUGCGCGAGGAACGGCUGUACGUGUCUUUCCUCUGGGAGCCCUCGUCGAGCCUGACCGGCCAGCUGUCGCGUUACCGCACCCUGUCGACCGAGCAGUUCUCCUCGCUCUUGGAGCCGGCGAUGGGCGUCGACCGGUCGUUGAUGUCUGGCGCGGGUGCGACGGCGAUCGUCUCCGCCUCGUCCGCCUCGGCGCCGUCGAUCCACGUGUCCCUCGUCUUCAACGGCCUCUUCCUGCCGAACGACGUGGCCGACGUUCCGCUGGUCGUUCAGCUGGAGCAUCACGAGAAGGAUUACGUGGUCCUUCGCGAAGAGAUGAUAGUGAGGAAACCAUCGAACGAGCUCAACUACGGCGAGGUCCGCAGCGCGAUCUCCGGGACCGAUCUCCGUCUGUUGGCGCGGGGCAAGCUGUCGAUCAGCGUAAUGUCCCGCAAAGAUCCGCAGGCCGUUCGACUGAUCGGCACGGUUGGGCCGCGCGCGACCUGCGACAUGUAUCAGACGUUACUGCUGUCGGAGACGCCGUCCGUGGCGUCCGGAUUGGCUUGGGCCUUUCUGGACCGUGCCGGCGCGUUACGUUACGGAGUCCAAUUGAUAGGACUCGAGGAGGAGAGUCCUCUGGUGACGCUGGUGGACGAGGGAGGAAAGCGAAGAAUGGAACUCGAGGAUCUGACACCGUCGUUGGUCGGCGGCCAACUCGCGAACGGUUCGCUCGACCGGCCCGGGCCGAGACUACUGCAGCCGCUUUUCAACGAGGAGCUCUCCGUAGUCGCCGCCAGUCAUCUCGGCUCCAUGUUGCGCGGUAGACUUUUGGAGAGGCCCGUGGCGGACGCCAGAGACACGGCCGCGCCCGUGCUCUUGCGCAGAUUGACCAAGGAGCCAACGCAUCCCGGACCGGUCGGCCUGAUAUGGGUCGCCGUGGACCUGGACUGUUCCCUGCACUACGAGCUGGAGCUCGCCGGCUUUCCGCCCUCCUCCCAGGAACCGCGAACCUUCCGUUUGUACCUGGAGACGAUGCCGAUGCUGGCGCAGGGAGCUCCUGUCGCCAGGAGGCUGCUCGAAGAGUUCACGGGCUGCGAAGAGUUCACGGGAUAUUCCCUAGAGGGUUCGGUCACCGGGCUGUCGGCGAUGGAGCUCUGGAGGAUCGAGUCGGGCAUCGGUUUCCUCGAGGUGACGGACAAGCAAGUCACCCACAUCCUGAAGGCCCCCUUCAAGGCCAGAACGCCGUUCAGCUGUCUGCCCCACUACGCCGACAACGACGUUGCCUCUGUGGUGGCAUUCAUGCAGAUACCCAGAUCGGAUAUCGAGACCGGUGCGUGCUUCCACGAGACCAGAUUCUACGAGGAGGGCACACAAUGGACCUCGAGCUCGGACCCUUGCUCGAUGUGUCAUUGCUAUCGCGGCUUGGCACAAUGCGACACGGUACCCUGUCCGAUAAUCUCCUGCGGCUUGGGCAAGCAACUCAAGCAACCGCCGACCGGCCAUUGCUGCCCAAUAUGCGCAGACUUGACGAUUGCCGAAACAAACGCUACGACCAAGAGCAAUGCCACGAGAGGUUGCACGUUGGCUGGACAAUAUCACCUCGCGGGAUCAUCCUGGCAUCCGUAUCUACCACCAGCAGGAUUCGACACUUGUGCAGUUUGCACUUGUGACGCUGUCACGCUGGAGGUGAAAUGUCCGCGGAUGCAGUGCCCGCCGCUCGAGUGCGACGAGAAGAUCGCCUUCAGGCCAGACAAGAAGGCCUGCUGCAGGCAGUGCCCGGCAACAACGCCCCGUAGCAACGUAGCCACCACCGUGGCGAGCGACACCAUACGCCUACCGAGGGAUCAGGCCCUACCUUCGACGCGGCGCACCGCGGAGGAGAUACUCUCUUCCGGUGGCUGCAAGUACCCCCUCGGCGGGCCCUACGAGAACGGCAUGGAGUGGCAUCCCCGGUUGCACUCGCACGGCGAGAUGAAGUGCGUCAAGUGCCGUUGCAAGAACGGCGAGGUCAGGUGCGACAGGAAACGCUGUCCACGGUCGCUCUGUAACUCGAUCGCGCACCAGAUGAAGCGCGGCGAGUACGUGGCGGACGCGGACGACUGCUGCACGGCGCAGUGCGAGCACCGCGCGAGGCGUCAUCAUCGCAACAACCAUCAUCAUGCGGCGCGGCGGCACUCCGUCACGCCGCGCGAGCUGAGCUGAGCCCGGUAGUUCCGGAGAAGAGUCUGCCCCGGUCCACGAGGAUGCUCCGCCGCGUGCACCGUAGUCACAGCCGGACGACGACGCGGAGGAUCCACUCCGUCCGUUGCGCGAGCGCUCUCUUCGUCUAUCGUACGACCCGAGAGCCCUCGACAUGGAAACCAAGUCACACCGAACGGUUCUGUACACGCGCGCGUUAAAAUCGCGGGAGCUGAACUACAGGCGUUCAUCCGAGACGAAGCGAAUUAAGGAAAAGGAAACACACUGAAGAAAAUUAAUGUUGUUAACUUGACUAAAUUUUUCAACUGUAAUUUAUAUAUUUAAUUAAAAUACAUAAAAUAUCUGAACUUUCGUACAUUUAUAUAUUCAACUUAAGUACAUAAAUGCUUGAACUGAAAAAGUUUAAUCAGGUUGAACAAAAUAGUUAAGUUAACAAUAUCCUUUUUUUCUCUCGGUGCGCACAGGAGAAGAAUGAGAAGUUGCGAAAACGAGGGAGACCGACGACGAGAGAUCCGCGUGAUGAUUCAAUCCCUGCGCGUUUCGACAGACUGACAGGCGAGAAACGACGCGCGCGAACUUUGUCAUUUUAACUUUUAACAGUGCUGUUCGAGACGACAAGGAUAAUUAAUCAAACGAUGACGGAUGCACGCUCGUUGCUCAAAGUUCGUCGUUGUCGUUGGCCGACGGCUGAGAAGCUGGCGAACGGACGCGCGCGCGCACGCGUGCAGGAAGUCGCGAGAAGUAGCCUAGCGUAAUAAGAGGAAGGACGUGGACGCGGUACGGACAACACGAUCGGAUAUUGCUAUUCUUGUUCGCAACGAGACCGCUCGCUCGGUCGUUCGCUCCGGAGCCUCCAGCGCCCGCAGCCAGACGCUUAUUAAUCAAUUGAUCCCCAUCAACGGAUUAAAAAAAAAUGGUGGGAAGAGGGGAAAGAGGAACGUGUUGUAAACUGAGCGCCCUUCUCUCUUCGCUGAGAGUGCGACAACCAGACGAUGACCGAAGGCGAAUACGGCCGGAAGGGCGAGGGAGGGAGGAGGGAAGGGUUGAAAACUCGGAAAGGGACGAGUUUUUAGUCUCGCGGCGGUAUUACAGUGUCCUGCUGUACCCACUAACCUCUUCGAGUUACCCAGCAACCAAAGAAGACUGAAGAACCUCCGACGGCGGCAUCAGUUAUUACAUUACGCGAUUGCUAAUACUUACUAAUAACUCCAACUUAUUAUUUUAUUUUACUAUCAUUUAUUAAUAGUAUUACUAUUGCUAUCCGCUUUAUAAUUAUUGUCUUUGGUAUCGUAAUCCUUGCGCAUCUGCGUCACUACUUUUAUUGCUCCUUCUUAUCUCGCGAUUGUUGUGUGGUGAACCUUAAAAUUAUCGCGCUCUAAUGUAAAGAUAUAUUUAUGUUGUACAUUGUACGAAACCGUUCGGCGAGGAACGCGGCGUUAGUCCAGCGACGUACAGGCGGUAAUACUUGUUAACGCGAUAACACUCGUUACUGUAAGUAUGUAAUAUUUAAGAUGUAUUUAUUUUUAGAAAUAAUCAUUUUUUAAAUCGGA
Molecule: messenger RNA, 5746 nt
Organism: Solenopsis invicta (red fire ant)
Lineage: Eukaryota; Metazoa; Arthropoda; Insecta; Hymenoptera; Formicidae
Gene: sog
Product: dorsal-ventral patterning protein Sog
Biological process (GO): multicellular organism development
Molecular function (GO): protein binding
Source: RefSeq, a predicted model, not a curated record